Clunio marinus is the source of this 261-nucleotide messenger RNA. The record is from the annotation of a GenBank genome assembly. Lineage: Eukaryota; Metazoa; Arthropoda; Insecta; Diptera; Chironomidae.
AUGAACUUUGAAAAGGAGACGUUUGCAGAACCAACCAAUUUCCUCAACCUGACACAAGAUAAAUGUGAAAGGAAGAAUGCUUGGUUAAGCCUUCGUUUCUAUUCUACUGUUUGUGUUACGCAUUCCAACAUGCUUUUCACAGCUUCACCAGUAAAACUAACAACAAGAAAAAAAAAAUCCGGAUGGAAUUUCUUCCACCCAACCCCAAUGACAUUGAAACAUUUGUACGAGGAAGAACUUCUAAAAUCGUAUGAAAACUAG